Molecule: messenger RNA, 2154 nt
Organism: Zingiber officinale
Lineage: Eukaryota; Viridiplantae; Streptophyta; Magnoliopsida; Zingiberales; Zingiberaceae
Exons: 3
Coding region: 868-2154 (428 amino acids)
Source: RefSeq, a predicted model, not a curated record
UGUCUAGAAAUUGUCUAACAUAGUUAAUGUGUUUGGUUGAUACUUUUUGCUUGAUACAUUUCAUGACUUUGAUUGAUGUUAGGACAAGUUGAUAAAGAAGUAUUAGGAACUAAGACUUAUUUUGACAAACUUGAAACUAAUCAUAGAGAGGACGAAUUUUGGAAUAGGUUAUAGGUAGCCUAUGUCAGUUUUGGGACUUUGCUUCACUACAGAUUGUAGUUUCAGCAAUUUCCUAAGUUUGUGGAGAUUCACUGAUUUUGAAGCUAAGAAUCGAGAAGGUUUAAAUUUUGAAUUUCUAAGCCUUGAAUGAGUUCAAUUCUUGAGAGCAAAUCAUUAGGAAUUAUCCAUCUGAUAUCACUAACUAUAAUCUAUGGGCUUCUAGGAUCCUAGGAAGUUGUUGGAACAAAAUUUAGGACUUUUGAUACGAGUUUCAGAUAUCAGAAGUCUGAAGUAUCAGACACUGAUCGGUCGCUGGACCGGUCAGGAGACUCCCUGAUCGGUCCACAGUCCGGUCAGGGGCUCUCUUGCGACAAUCAUAUCUGAACGGUCUGCAGACCGUUCAGAUAUCGAACAGAGAGGUUGCGGAUCGAUCAGGAAAUUUCGAUAGGUUCUGUUCGCGUUUUGAACGGUCCCGGGACCGAUCUGAAGGAUGCCUGAUCGGUCCAGGGACCGAUCCGCUAUCUCCGAUCCAAGGAUCUGAUCGUUCAAUCCUUCUCCUGAUCGGACGGCCGUCCGAUCGGGUUGGUCACCUACCCUCUUAAAACCUCCCAUUCUUUGGCGUCUCACGCGAACCCUAUCUCUCCGCUUCUCUCGUUUCUUCUUCCCAGCGCCGGCCGACCCUCGUUUCUUUCUCCGACGAACGAAGUAAUGCCUCCAAGGAAGAAAUCUGCAGGGGAGGGUACCUCUAAGUCGGAUAAGUCCAAAUCUAAGGUUCCUACCUCUUCCCGACCUCAACCAUCCAGUUCGGGGAGAUUCCCGAACCAACAGUUUGAGAAACACUUUAAGGACAGGAUUUUCAAGUUGCUCCCGUGUAGGUCGGUUGAUAAGAAGUACAUGAACGAAUUUUGUCCGUCCAUAACCGAAACUAUCGCCUACUACAAACUUGACGCCAUGGUAUAUUUGGAGAGAGACAUCAACCUUGACUUAGUCUCGGAAUUCUAUAAUAAUCUUCAUCAGACUUUGGAUGGUAAUUAUAGAACCCGAGUGGCUAAGCAAAACGUUGAUUUCAAUAUGAUUGACUUCUUGGGUUAUUUGGCUUGUCGUGUAAGUACGGGGUUGCUCUCUUUCUACCCUGAUUUGCCAGACCCCGUGCCUCCUCCUCUCGAUGCCUCACCUGACUCAAUCUAUGAGUAUUUCUUUGGACACCCCAGACAGGAUGGAUUAAAUGAGUUGGAUGACGACUUUCCCACAUUUCCAGCCCUUAGCCUUUCUCCUCCUGACUAUAUCCUUUUUAAAGUGGUCACACAAUGUCUUCUACCGAUCACCACUAAAUCGUUGGCAGAGAUUCGCCCGUAUCACUGUCUGAUGCUUUACGGGUUACGUCGGCGUCUAGAUUUUGAUAUCAUGUCCAAUAUCUAUGCAUCCAUCGUAUUCCAUAGCACGCCAAGCGGCGACAAUGUCUAUAUGCCUUAUGGGCAUGUCAUUACUGGUUGGCUCGAGACUUUGGGUAUAGAUGUCUCUAAGGGGAGGUUGGUGAAGAUGGUUCGCCAGGAUUGUCGACUUGGGAAGCGUGCGUUUUCCAAAUCUGGCAUCCUCAGUCAGGAUGGGACCAUUAGGUGGAUGGAUGGAAGGGCACUGGGUGAGUUACCACUCCCACGACAGGGUGCUCGUGCUCCUGCUCCAGCUGCACGUGUCGAGGCGGAUCCAGAUCUGCGCUGGCAGAUCGCGGAGUUGGAGGACCGAUUUGAUCGCCACGAGGAGAUGGUGGCUGCUGAGUUCGUUGGUCUACGUCUCCACAUUGACCGACGCUUUGAGACCCUACAGAGACAUCAGCUGGCUACUCAUCAGGCGUUUAUGGGAUGGAUGGCCAGCCACCCACCACCUCAGCCUUCUACAGACGAUCCAUCUUCAGGCAGCGGCGUACCCCCUCAGGGAUUCUCUUAUCCUGUUGCUGAUGUCACUGCUCCUCAUGAUGAGGAUAUUCAUGGAGUUUAA